AUGUCGCUGCCAAGCACGCAAGAUCCAAAACCUGCGACACCCACGCCAACCAAGCUGGGAAGCAACAGGGACCCGAACACCAUGUCCAAGCCAACCACGCCGCCUGGCACCCUGGAUCCAAACCCCACCCCCAAACCAACCAAGCCACCAGACACCCUGGAUCCAAACCCCACCAACAAGCCAACCACGCCACCAGGCACCCUGGAUCCAAACCCCACCGACAAGCCAACCACGCCGCCAGGCACCCUGGACCCAAAUCCCACCCCCAAACCAACCACGCGAUCUGGCACCCUGGACCCAAAUUCCACCCCCAAACCAACCAACUCACCAAGCAAUCCGGACCCGAACCCCAUGUCCAAGCCAACCACGUCGCCAAGCAACCCCGACCUGAACCCUAUGUUGAAGCCAACUCUGCUGCAAAGCAUCCGGGACCCGAACCCAACAUACAAGCCAUCCCAGUCGAUCUAUCAGCGUGAAGCAGAAAACGUCCGAAACCCCAACCCGACGUACCCACAAACCACACCGAUGGACCAGCCAGACGUUCACCCUGAUUCUGCUCUCGAUUCGGCUGGUCAGAAUUCCCGCAUUGUAGAUUCUCAUGUGCAUGAUGGUAAAACAGCCAACAAUGAGGGUGAUCCUCUUACUCAACACUCUGUCGCGGCCCGUCUCAUAGAUGAUGAAACCGCCACUGCAACAGCUACCAGUGAUGGGAAUGCAGGGAGUCACCCUCAUCAUAGUAGUGCUGUUCCUUUGAGUUUGAGCCCCGCCGACAGCAACGAUGGCAAUCCCUGCCACCAACCACAUGCUGUUCCACAUCUCAAGUCUGAUGAGACUGCCUCGGCUAAGCAUGAUGCCGGCGCCUGCCUGCCACCAAAUAAUACUGCAUCCCAGAGCCGUGACGAAGCUUCUAUGAGGCGAUCUGACAGUGAUGAUAGCCUUUCUAUCCAGCCAUAUGCUGUUAGAUACCAGGAAGAAGAAGAAGACGGCAACAGUUUGCGCGCAGCAGAUUAUACUUUAACAGGGAACACACCAUUUGUUCCACCCACCCCUUCUGAUGACGAUGGCGAUAUUGAACCGUACGCUGUUGCCUACAUGGGGCAGGGAGACACGAUAUUUGUGAAGAAAUGUACAGACGGAUCGAAUACGUCGACAAGAAACAGGAAUGACAUCUCCGCCAGCUUGGAAGGAUGUGACUCGGCCAUCACUGGCGCCAACGCUUCGGCCUCUGCCGGGAUUGAUGCUCGGCAUGAAGCUUCGCUGAACCCAAACCCGAUGUACUGGCAAAACGCAUUAAACCCGAAUCCGAUGUACCAGCCAAACUUCGGACAACAACCUACUUGUGAGACCAAUGGAGGACGGGCGGACCCGGUCGUCUUUGGUGGUGGAGGAUCGGAACCAGGGAAGUUCACACGAAACUACGGAGUAGCCGUGUCUGCUGAUAAUGAGAUAUUCGUGACUGAUCUCGGCAACCAGCGAGUCCAGGUCUUCAGCAUGGAGGGAACCUAUCUCCGCCUCUUUCCAACGGUCCUGCCGGCUGGCAAAGGACAAAAGAUUGAACCCUACGAUGUUGCCAUGGAUGGAAAAGGGCAUGUUUGGGCGGUGGGAUACAGAGAAAAGACACAACAGGUAUUACAUGCGGUACAGUACAGCAAGAACGGCCUACCGACAACUGCAACCACGUUCGACGUCCAGCACCGGACUCGCUACCCGAGCAUCGCUGUGGACCUGCGCAACAACAACAUCAUCGUGGUGGCUGCCACACAGAUUUUCAUUCUACAGCCAACCGGCUCGGUCUAUCGUCGUUUCGGAGCGGCUGGGAGAUUGAAGGCAGAAUUCUCUUACGUCACAACCGACCAGGCAAGUAACAUCGUUGUCGUGGACACUGCACAGUCCACUGUCCACGUGUACGAUCCUUCUGGACGGCAUAGGGUUACAUUUGGAGGCUAUGGACAGGGGGAAGGGAAACUUCUUGUACCCAGAGGCAUAUGCGUAAACAAAACUGGUCACAUUUUUGUGGCAGACUGGUUGAAGCAUAAGGUAGACAUGUUCACAAGCAGCGGGGAGUUUGCCCGUACAGUUGUGAACAUUUCGUACCCGUGGGGCAUUGCUCUGGGCCCAGAUGGACAUUUGGUGGUGACCAGGAAGACAGAUAAUACCGUAACAAUAUUUCCACGCCAGGCUAUUCUGACAUCAUCAUAUCGCACCGUGUCAGUGCUGCAGCCAGGUGACGACCUCCUCAUUAGCUUCUAGUAGGUCCUGGUUGGAUGAUUGACAUGGCUGUUUAUAAGACUCUGUAGGACUGACACUUUUCUAUGUCACCGGAAGAUUCAUAGUCAUUCAGAGUCAGCUUCAACUUGUAUAGAAAUUCUGCGGGAUCUUUACGCGCACAAAAAGGACACAGCAAAAAUGAGCUUCUACUACUACAUAAUCAUGCAGAGCUGAAAAUUAAGCAGACUGAAAACUGCAAACCCACGUCGCUGGCACAAAGAAGUAAAAAGACAUGGCAGAAAAGACGACGUUAGUACUACAGCAAAUACCAAGUUUGCCUGAAUGUCUCCCUGCGCUAGACACUCCUGCCUACCGUCCCAUAAGUUACUCACGCUGCAUGUCUUUGAUGAAGUGUAACAGCGUCUGCGGUGGUAAAGUUGAACAAAGCUCCUGUCCCUGAAAAUAUCCCACUUUAGAUCCCGCCUGUGAGCAUCCUGGAUGCCUGUGAUCGUACCCCUCAGCCUUAGGGUAAGUAUGAUACAGAUGUACGUGUUUUAGACAGUCAUUCAGUCAGUCAGUUUGUCUGUCUGUAUGUCUGUCUCUCUCUGUGCUUGAGUGCGUGUGUGGGUGUUUCUAUUUGUGCAUACGCCCCCCAUCCCUAGGGAACAUGUCAAGUAGGUAAACUUUUAAUCGGUCGUAUUUGUUGAAUUUCGGCACGCAACUGCAAAUAUUCUGAAUUUAGAGAUCUCCAUUCAGAUUGCUACUUAUCUUCAACGUAUUCGCGUCAUUUUUGCACAUUUCCAUCAGUGGUAAACAACGCAAAAUCAAGCCCGAAAAGCAAUCCCCUAGUUCUCGGUAUUAGGUACUUUCAAACCGCAAACAAACUAUUUA
Molecule: messenger RNA, 3099 nt
Organism: Branchiostoma floridae (Florida lancelet)
Lineage: Eukaryota; Metazoa; Chordata; Leptocardii; Amphioxiformes; Branchiostomatidae
Product: tripartite motif-containing protein 2-like
Exons: 3
Coding region: 1-2250 (749 amino acids)
Biological process (GO): negative regulation of translation; proteasome-mediated ubiquitin-dependent protein catabolic process; protein polyubiquitination
Molecular function (GO): protein binding; ubiquitin protein ligase activity; translation repressor activity
Source: RefSeq, a predicted model, not a curated record